Solanum stenotomum is the source of this 687-nucleotide messenger RNA. RefSeq lists its product as uncharacterized. Lineage: Eukaryota; Viridiplantae; Streptophyta; Magnoliopsida; Solanales; Solanaceae. The coding region runs from base 91 to 549 and encodes 152 amino acids. The record is from RefSeq and is a predicted model, not a curated record. The transcript has 3 exons.
CACACGAAAACAAAGCAAAAUGGAGUCAUAAUUUCUUGUUUUUUGUAUAAAAUUGGAUGCAUUUUUUCUGAAGAAAUUGAAGAGAAAAAAAUGGCUAGUAGCUGUAGUUGUACAUGUUCUUAUUAUAGACCUAUAAUUUCUGCAAAAAAAUCAGAUGUUGUUAAUCGUUUUUUAUCACAAUUGAUGAUCUAUGGAGAUCGUAGAGUAAAGAAAAUACCCAGAAUUUGUGUUGUAAGAGCAUCAGCAGUUGAUAGUUCAUCUCACUUUGUUGAACGCAUCGAGAAGGCAUGGUUGAUUUCUAAGCAACCUAGGCCAAUUAUAUGCUCUACUUGUGACUCAAAUGGCCUUGUGGAUUGCAACUGGUGUGGUGGUACUGGUUUCUUUAUACUAGGCGACAAUAUGCUCUGUCAAGUGCCCUCUCGCAAUACAAGCUGUGUCAUCUGCACUGGAAAGGGUUCUGUAUGCUGCACCGACUGUAAAGGAACAGGUCACCGUGCAAAGUGGUUGGGAGAGCCUCCUAUUCCCAAGCCUCCUGUUACCGAAGAGUAACUUCUCCACUGAUUUCUUGAAAUUUUAAUCAAGUUCUUGAUCCUUGGACAGGAUCAAUGUUCAGAAUGCAUCUUGAUACUUGUAUUCAUUGUUGAAAAUAAUAUUUCUUUCUCAGUUGUACAAUUGUUACAUUAGUUU